Sebastes umbrosus (honeycomb rockfish) is the source of this 3755-nucleotide messenger RNA. RefSeq names its product fucosyltransferase 8b (alpha (1,6) fucosyltransferase) (gene fut8b). The record is from RefSeq and is a predicted model, not a curated record. Gene Ontology annotation, biological process: protein N-linked glycosylation. Gene Ontology annotation, molecular function: glycoprotein 6-alpha-L-fucosyltransferase activity; protein binding. NCBI's taxonomy places the organism in Eukaryota, Metazoa, Chordata, Actinopteri, Perciformes, Sebastidae. The transcript is spliced from 10 exons. Gene Ontology annotation, cellular component: Golgi cisterna membrane. Bases 661 to 2412 code for a protein of 583 amino acids.
CGUUGACACCGGCCAUCCAGCAGAUCCCCACAGAGCAGAGCAGCCUCGUACUGCCGUAUUCACAGAUCCCAGCCAGCUCUCUCUUCUCUCCCAGUUCCUGUUUCCGCCGCAGCCUUUUCUUACUCAAUCUUUCUGGAGCACCAACACAAACCCACCGGGCUGCUGCUGCUGCUGCUGCUGCUGCGUCAGACCUCCAGUCUCCUGCAGCCCCGGUCGGAUGCCGCUGCUGGAAGCCGGUGGAUCAUGUCAAGGACACAGCUCGAAUAAAAGACUCCUGUGGGAUUGGAAGAAAACAGCAAAGCGGUGCGGGACAAGCUGGUCAACAGGGAGCUGGGCGGAGGGGAGGAGACACCGAUUGGGCCUCAGACAUCGGAGCGUGCCAGCCAUGCUUUAGCACACGCAGGAAAGGCUUGAAUCACUGGAGAAACACCCGCUGCCUUUUCUUCUACACACCCCUGAGCCACAAACACACGCGUCUCCCUCCCAUCUGUCAUUUACUGCACACCAUCCCUGCAAAGAUGCCGAUGCCAAGGCUGGCGCUGCGGCACUUGUGGUGACAGGCCACAGAGUGUGUGCGCGCAUCCGGCAGGCAGGCCGGGCGGGUCGGUGGGUGUACGGGGCACACCGAGAGGCGUUUUUUGGGGUGGGCGAGGUUGCACCAUGCGGCCCUGGGCGGGUUCAUGGCGUUGGAUUACCCUGGUGCUGCUGGCCUGGGGCACGCUCCUCUUCUACAUCGGCGGUCACUUGGUGAGGGACAGCGAACACCCGGAGCGGUCCAGCCGGGAGCUCUCCAAGAUCCUGGCCAAGCUAGAGCGGCUCAAGCAGCAGAAUGAAGACCUGCGGCGCAUGGCCGAAUCGCUCAGGAUACCAGAGGGUCAGGCAGAAGCCGGGUCCCUCGCUGCAGGGCGACUGCGCUCCCUGGAGGACCAGCUAACCAGAGCCAAACAGAAGAUCCACAGCUUCCAGAAACUCACUGGAGAUGGCCCCGGGCCCACUCAGGAGGAGCUGCGGAGGAGGGUGGAGAACGGCGUUAAGGAGUUCUGGUACUUCGUUCGCAGCGAGGUGAAGAAAUUGGCCAACGCCGAGAUCAGCGAGAGGCAGAAGUACGCCGACACGCUCCUGCAGGACCUGGGACACCAGGAGAGGUCCAUCAUGACAGACUUGUACUACCUCAGCCAGGCGGACGGAGUGGGCGAGUGGAGAGUGAAGGAGGCUAAAGACCUGUCGGAUCUGGUCCAGAACAGAAUCACCUACCUACAGAACCCCCCAGACUGCAGUAAGGCGAGAAAGCUGGUGUGUAACAUCAAUAAGGGCUGUGGUUACGGCUGCCAGCUCCACCACGUCGUCUACUGCUUCAUGAUCGCUUAUGGCACCCAGCGCACGCUCAUCCUGGAGUCACACAACUGGCGCUACGCCCCCGGCGGCUGGGAGACCGUCUUCCUGCCCGUCAGUAACACCUGCACCGACCGCGCCGGGGCCACCACCGGACACUGGUCAGGAGAGGCCCACGAUAAGGACGUCCAGGUCGUGGAGCUGCCUAUAGUGGACAGUCUCCACCCUCGGCCCCCCUACCUGCCCCUGGCGAUCCCCGAGGACCUGGCCCCUCGCCUGCACCGCCUGCACGGCGACCCCUCCGUCUGGUGGGUGUCCCAGUUCGUCAAGUAUCUGGUGCGACCGCAGACGUGGCUGGAGAAGGAGAUCCAGCAGACUACCGCCAAGCUGGGCUUCAAACACCCCAUCAUCGGAGUCCAUGUGAGGAGGACAGAUAAAGUGGGGACGGAGGCGGCCUUCCACCCCAUCGAGGAGUACAUGCUGCAUGUGGAGGAGCAGUUCCAACAUCUGGCCAGACGCGUCCACAUCGACAAGAAGCGAGUUUACCUGGCAACCGACGAUCCGUCCCUGCUGCAGGAAGCCAAGACCAAGUAUCCAGAAUACGAGUUCAUCAGUGAUAACUCCAUCUCGUGGUCGGCGGGCCUUCACAACCGCUACACCGAGAACUCGCUGAGAGGAGUCAUCCUGGACAUCCACUUCCUGUCUCAGACCGACUUCCUGGUCUGCACCUUCUCCUCACAGGUUUGCCGUGUGGCCUACGAGAUUAUGCAGACGCUGCAUCCAGACGCUUCCUCCUUCUUCUACUCCCUGGACGACAUCUACUACUUUGGAGGUCAAAACGCCCACAACCAGAUCGCCGUCUACCCCCACCAGCCGCGCAACAGCGAGGACAUCCCCCUGGAGCCCGGAGACGUGAUCGGCGUGGCCGGCAACCACUGGGACGGAUACUCCAAAGGCAUCAACCGCAAACUGGGCCGCACCGGCCUCUACCCUUCCUACAAGGUCAAAGAGAAAAUCGAGACCGUGAAGUACCCGACGUACCCGGAGGCGGACAAACUGCUCAACUCUCAGAAGAAGUAAAAAGAAGAAAUGAAUUUAAAAAAAAAAUAAUAAGAGGAGGAACACGCAGACUCCGAUUCCAGGGAAGGAGAGGCUGCUUUUGUACAGAAGAGAGAGAGGCGUACUUAGUGCGCUAAGCUGGGAAGAAAAGAAGAAGCCUGUACCCAGGGGUGAUGGGGAUGAGAAUGCACUCUUGUGUGUGUUUAUGUGAGAAAGCGUGUGAGUGUGCGAAUGUGUGUAAAUGCCUGUGCAUAUGUCAGGAUCAUGGAAGACUUGCACCCUACCACCACUACUCCCCCUGCCCGGCGCUCUGAUGUCGGCUCUGUAGAGAUGUAGAUUGAUUUUAAAUAAAGCAAGAAAAACAAUUAAAAUCUACACAACUGACCGAGCUCGCUCUCCUCCGAGACUGGGACUACUACUAAGACUCCCCCAGAGAGAGCUUCGAAUCGAUGACUGAAACACAAAACAAAAAAAAAGAUGACAAACUGGAAAAAAAGUGAUUUUUAUUUAAUUCUUUUCAGUGGGUUUUUUGAUUCUAAUCUUGCCUUUCUUUUUCCUUUUCUCCUGUUUUUUGUUUACUGAAUGUACUGUAUCCUCUUCUUGCCAUGCUCACCCCCUGCUCCUCCUCCUCCUCCUCCUCCUCCUCAUCCUCUUCCUCCUGCUCCACUCACUGUGCUUCCUCCAUCUCGUCUCUCCACGUGCAAUUAAUUUUAAAAUACCAUAUUGUGCUUUUAUCGAGUGUUUUUAAACGGUCUUAAUUUGGUGCGUAUGGGGCUUGUGCAUUGUAUACUGUACAGUGUGUGUGUGUGUGUGUGUGUGGACGGAUGCGUGAUCAAGCGUGCCUGUGUGUGUGUGUGUCUAAGGGGCCAUGUCACGACCUGGUGCCUGAUUAACGGUGAGCAGUGUGUGUGUGUUUUUAUCUCCGGCUUUUCCUCCUGACUGAAUCGUGUUUGUGUGGCCGGCCGGCGGGAGGCUGGCGGCGACGACGGCGGUGGGCGGUGGGGGUCUGUCCUCAGCUCCCCCCCUCAGCACUUGGAACAACUCCAGCCACUCACGCUGGUGACCUCUCGUGAACAAUGGUAAGAUUAUGUGGUGAACUCAUGGUGAACGCACACAGACACAGGAGCCGUCCCCGAGGCUCACCAAAAAGAAGCACUCCACUGAGAUAAUGUCCUUUUUUUUUAAAGACAUCUCUUCUGUCCAUCUGUUUGUUUGUUUUUUUACUUUUGCUGUUUUAAAAAUAAAUGAGAAAAAUAUGUUUAAAAAUGAUAAUAUCAAACUCAUCAUGAAGGCUUUUUUUUCAUAACUUAUGUUCUUGGGCAUUGUCUUUGAUAACCACAGAUCGAAUAAACUUGAGAAACCAU